UCUCUCUCCCUUCGCUUUCACUCUCCCUCGCUCUUGUGGCAUCUGCCUCCCUCUCUCUUACUUGUGUCUCUUCGUCUUCUCGCUUGCUCUGUCUCUCUCUUACUGGUGCUGGCGAUAGUGGUGGUGGUAGUUGUGGCGGUGGUGGAAUGGAGAACAUAAGCCACCCUCCAAUGGAGCAACUCCAGGAUUUGGAGUACUGCAUCGACUCCAAUCCUCCUUGGGUUGAAACUAUCUUGUUGGCUUUUCAAAAUUACAUUCUAAUGCUGGGCACCAGUGUGAUGAUUCCUUCACUGCUUGUUCCACUGAUGGGUGGGACUGAUGCUGACAAGGUUCGUGUUAUACAAACAUUAUUGUUUGUAUCUGGAAUCAACACACUCUUGCAAGCAUUGUUUGGAACACGUUUGCCCACGGUUGUGGGUGGUUCUUUCGCGUAUGUGAUACCUAUCCUUUAUAUUAUACGUGACUCGUCUUUGCAGAGAAUUCCUGAUCAACAUGAAAGGUUUUUGCAAACCAUGCGAGCUAUUCAAGGAGCACUAAUUAUUGCAUCCAGUUUGCAAAUAAUACUUGGUUACAGUCAGCUUUGGGGAAUUUUUACAAGGUUUUUCAGUCCCCUAGGGAUGGCACCUGUAAUUGGAUUGGUUGGCUUGGGACUAUUUGAAAGAGGUUUUCCUGCUGUAGGAAACUGCGUGGAAAUAGGCAUACCAAUGCUUUUGAUGCUCAUUGGACUAUCUCAGUAUUUGAAGCACUACAGGCCAUUCAGGGAUUUUCCCAUCUUUGAACGCUUUCCAGUACUCAUCUGUGUUACAGUCAUUUGGAUAUAUUCUCUUAUCCUAACAGCAGGUGGUGCAUAUAACCAUAGGCCUACUAAAACUCAAGACAGCUGCCGCACUGACAGGGCCAAUCUAAUAUCAUCUGCUCCUUGGUUCAAAUUCCCAUAUCCUUUGCAAUGGGGUGCACCGACUUUUGAUGCUGGCCAUUCAGUAUCCAUGAUGGCUGCUGUAUGGGUUUCUGUCAUAGAGUCAACCGGUGCUUAUAAGGCAGCAUCACGCCUGGCUAUUGCAACUCCUCCACCUGCUUAUGUAUUGAGCCGAGGGAUUGGCUGGCAGGGGAUUGGUGUGCUGCUGGAUGGUCUGUUUGGAACUGGAACAGGCUCCACUGUCUCUGUGGAGAAUGUUGGUCUUCUUGGACUUACUCGAGUUGGCAGCCGCAGGGUGGUUCAGAUUUCAGCUGGGUUCAUGAUUUUCUUUUCCACCUUAGGGAAAUUUGGAGCCGUCUUUGCAUCAAUUCCAUUUCCUAUAUUUGCAGCAUUGUACUGUGUCCUUUUUGGCCUUGUUGCUUCUGUUGGAAUAUCAUUCCUUCAGUUUACAAACAUGAACUCUAUGAGAAACCUCAUCAUCACUGGUCUCUCACUUUUCCUUGGAAUAUCCGUUCCACAAUAUUUCAAUGAUACUCUGGUUUCUUCUGGCCAUGCACCUGUAAAUACACGUGCAGGAUGGUUCAAUGGGUUCUUAAAUACCAUAUUUCUGUCACCCCCCACUGUCGGAUUGAUUGUCAGCGUAUUUCUGGACAACACAUUGGAAGUCGAGAAGUCUAAGAAGGAUAGGGGUAUGCCGUGGUGGGUGAAAUUUAGAACGUUCAGAGGCGACAACAGGAACGAGGAGUUCUACACGCUUCCUUUCAAUCUCAACAGAUUCUUUCCACCUACCUAGCAAAGGCUCAGAUUUAUUUGGAAACACUGAGCUGCUUCAUUUGGACAAUGAUGCUCGCUGGCAUAUCCUUCAUCAAUUCAGGCAGUUAAUGAUCCUGCAAUUUUGAAGUCAAAAGGGUUCGGCCCAGUAUCCGAGCAUGUUUUGGUCGGAUCCCCCAUUAGUUGGCACCUUGCUGCUGCACUUUUGAUGCUGCUUAUGCUGCUAGCAUCCUCUUGUAUUUUGUUACAUAUCUCUCGAAAUCUGGCAACUGGUUCAUGUUUGUCUUGUAGUUUUUGGCCUAAUAAGACAGACACUACUGUUUCAUACAUUUAAUUGUUCUUCAUUCA
Musa acuminata subsp. malaccensis (wild Malaysian banana) is the source of this 2035-nucleotide messenger RNA. RefSeq names its product nucleobase-ascorbate transporter 1. Lineage: Eukaryota; Viridiplantae; Streptophyta; Magnoliopsida; Zingiberales; Musaceae. Gene Ontology annotation, cellular component: membrane. Gene Ontology annotation, biological process: transmembrane transport. Gene Ontology annotation, molecular function: transmembrane transporter activity. The record is from RefSeq and is a predicted model, not a curated record.